CCCAGUCGUCGACAUCAUGGCGACAGCAACACUAACAGCGACAACGACAGCAGCAGCAGCAGCAGCAGCUGCUGCUCCCACGGCGAGCGAUCUGGCUGGGCCAUCAAGACCGCGGGGACCAGACACCUGGAAGCCAACAAAGUAUCUCGAGCCCAACCAUCCGGACAAUGAGGAGGUGCUCGAGCAGGCAGCGUACCAGGCAGCCGUGACUCGCCCGCCAGGCGAUGCACGAGCGAACAGGAGGUACAAGCCUCGAAGGACAGUCGACUACAUGGGCGGCAUCCAAAAGUUCCGCAUGAUGGGUAAGAUGAAGGGAGUGCACCCAUACUUGCCACCAAUAUACCCCAGUCCAUCGGAUGUCAUCAACCUGUUGCCACCAGUGGCGCACAUUGACAACCCGUCGACCUCGAUCUGCGACUACUUUGUCCACACAUCGAUCAACAAGGAACGCUCCCCGACCCGCGUCGUGCAGUGGACGCCUGAUGCGCGUCGUCUGCUCACAGGAAACGACAAGGGACAGUUCACGUUGUGGAACGGCGCGUCGUUCAACUACGAGUCCAUCACGCAGGUACACGACGACUCGAUCCGCUCCAUGUCAUACUCGCACAACGGCCAGUACCUCGUCUCGUGCGACAAGUCGGGGUCGAUCAAGUACUUCACGCCGCAUCUUACCAACAUCCACGGCUUCCAGGGCCACCGUGAGGCGUGCCACGGUGUCGCCUGGAGUCCUAAUGACGAGCGCUUCGUGACGGGUGGUGACGACGGUUUAGUCAAGAUCUGGAACUACCGCGCUGCGACUGCUGAGAGGGAAUUGAGCGGCCACGGCUGGGACGUCCGCUGUGUUGACUGGCACCCGACCAAGGGCCUCGUCGUCUCCGGCUCCAAGGACAUGCUGGUCAAGUUCUGGGACCCACGUACCGGAAAGGACCUCAGCACCUUGCACUCUCACAAGGCGGUCAUCAACGCGUGUAGCUGGAAUGCCGAGGGUCACAUUGUGGCGACGGCAGGCGGCGACGGCCUCAUCCGUCUGUUCGACAUCCGCACCUUCCGCGAGCUCGAGCCGAUGAAGGGACACACCAAGGAGGUCAACUGCCUGGCGUGGCACCCCAUUCACCACUCGCUUCUGGCAUCAGGAGACGCGGCUGGCUCGAUCAACUACUGGUCGCUCAAGGCCCCGGACCCGUCGAAGCCAGUCACGAGCCUGGAAGCGGCACAUGACGACGCCGUCUUCUCACUCUCGUUCCACCCCCUUGGCCACAUCCUCUGCAGUGGAAGCAAGGACUUUACCGCUCGUUUCUGGUGCCGGGCUCGUCCGCAAGGCGGUCACGAAAUCGACAGGUACCACCUGGGAGAGGAAGGUGCCCUGCGCGCGGAGCAGGUGGCAGAGGAAGCUCGCCCAUCCAAGUGGCCUGGUCUUCCAGGUCGCGAGGACAGCUCGGCUGCUCUUCCAGGCCUUCCAGGACUCACUGGCGGCGCCGCUCGGCCACCCCCUCCCUCGAACGGCGGAGCCCCUCCACCGCGCCCAGCACCAGGAAACUUUGGUGGGCCUCCCGGCCUCGGCGGCGCGCCUUCUGGUCCACCAGGCCUUGGUGGCAACGGCCCGGCUGGUCCACCUGGGCUCAACCGACCGGCGUCUACCGGCCCUCCUGGACCCGGACCAGGCGGCAUGGCUCCUGGCCUUCCCACCCAGCCCGCAAGACGCCAGUGGGGUAACAAUGCUGCUGGCGGCGGGGGCGGAGGCCGCGACUUUGGCAACGACCACGGAGGUGUUGGCGGCGGCGGCGGUGGUGACCGAUGGCGCCGUCCUGGUGGUGCUGCCGGACCUCCUGGCGGUGGAUUUGGCGGCGGCCAAGGCGGAUACGGCGGGCAGCAGGGCGCCGGCGCCGGCGGCGGCGGUGGUGGUGGUGGUGGUUACGGCCAGGGCGGUGCAGGUGGCCCCGGCGGCUUUGGUCAAGGUGGCCAGCAAGGCGGCGGUUACGGCCAAGGCGGACAGCAAGGUGGCCAAGGCGGGUACGGCCAGCAGGGUGGCUUCGACCGGCAAGGCGGCGGGGGUGGUGGGCAGGGAGGCUUUGGUGGUCAAGGCGGUUUCAACGGCCAGAACAACAACCAGGGUGGAUUCGGCCGUGACCCCCGCCAAGGCGGCAACAACAACAACGGUGGCUACCAGCAAGGCAACGGCGGCUAUGGCCAGCAGGGAGGUGGCUAUGGCAGGCAGGGAGGCGGUGGAUACGGCGGGCGUCGAUAG
Molecule: messenger RNA, 2245 nt
Organism: Vanrija pseudolonga
Lineage: Eukaryota; Fungi; Basidiomycota; Tremellomycetes; Trichosporonales; Trichosporonaceae
Gene: pfs2
Product: Polyadenylation factor subunit 2
Exons: 4
Coding region: 17-2245 (742 amino acids)
Cellular component (GO): mRNA cleavage and polyadenylation specificity factor complex
Molecular function (GO): protein binding
Source: RefSeq, a predicted model, not a curated record